AUGCAGCCAUGGCAAGCCGUCAUAGAUGUUCAAGAGGCACAAUCUGUAGGAAUCGAUGCCUUUGCUUUGAACGUUGCUAGCACAGACACAUGGUCUACAAAUGCAAUCCAGUAUCUUUUCGAUGCAGCAGCUCAAUACAACAAUUUUAAGUUAUUCUUCUCUUUCGACAUGAUUCACUUCACUCAUCCAUCUCAAUUUCUUGGUCUCAUCGAACAAUGGCACAAUCAUAAGUCGUAUUACUCACAUAAUGGCCAUCCGUUUGUGAGCACAUUUUAUGGGGCGAGGUUGUCCUUUGGUGAAAGUAGCCCUAGCAACGGUUGGCAAAAACAUUACCGAGAACCACUACAAGCAAAGGGAAUUUGGACAUACUUUGUGCCAGCUUUCUCAGAUGCAAUGGGUAGUCCAACUGGAUUUACCUAUGCUUUCCCAGUAAUUGAUGGCGUAAUGAACUGGGAUGGCGCUUGGCCAUAUGAAUCGGAUGGACAAGUCGAUGCAUUUGGAGGUGCCUCAUAUCCUGUUAAUUUUAUUCCAGAUGAUUUCAAAGGUUAUGAAUAUUAA
Molecule: messenger RNA, 558 nt
Organism: Adineta steineri
Lineage: Eukaryota; Metazoa; Rotifera; Eurotatoria; Adinetida; Adinetidae
Source: the annotation of a GenBank genome assembly